Molecule: messenger RNA, 576 nt
Organism: Guillardia theta CCMP2712
Lineage: Eukaryota; Cryptophyceae; Pyrenomonadales; Geminigeraceae
Exons: 5
Coding region: 1-576 (191 amino acids)
Cellular component (GO): cytoplasm; membrane
Source: RefSeq, a predicted model, not a curated record
AUGGAUCUCGACGUCCUGUUCAGUUGGCUGCACGACCAAUCCUUGCUGAAUGAAUUGGCGAUAGCUGCAUCCUUGAACGUUGCUGCUGAUGUUCUUGCGCAAUCGAUCGUGAAGUUGAGGGAAAAGGAGCAGACACGAUCUUGGCUGUUAUGGGAUUUCUUGUCCAUGACAAGAGCAUUGAUCUGGGCGCUAAUCUGCACUCCGAUCAUUCUAAGAUGGCUCGUGUUCCUCGAUGUGACAUUUGGGAGAGAAGAAACGAUUUCUGCGGUGCUGAUGAAGCUCUCAGCGGAUCAGCUGGUUUUCAGUCCUUUCCUGCUCGCCAUGUUUCUCAUCUACAUCGGAGCUUUCCGUGCUGCCACAAGCUCGUACAGGUUCUCAGAGACAGCUCAGGUUAUCAAGAAAGAGCUGCUUCCGAUGCAGAUCAGCGGCAUGUUCUUCUGGGUGCCAGUGAGCCUUUCCUUGUUCACUGUCGUUCCGGACCAUCUGAAGAUUUUCGUGAUCAACAUCGCCGGUCUCUUCUACAACACCAUGCUCGCCUUGAAGAUCAGCUCGCAAGACACAAAGAAGAAGGACUGA